Molecule: messenger RNA, 5125 nt
Organism: Coregonus sp. 'balchen'
Lineage: Eukaryota; Metazoa; Chordata; Actinopteri; Salmoniformes; Salmonidae
Source: the annotation of a GenBank genome assembly
GUCCACGUGUUGCGGUUUGAGUUCAUUCAUUUCUGGCAUGAACAAUGGAGCAAUGAAAAAUAAUAUAAUUAAAGAAUAGAAGUUAAAAACCUAGGCUAACCUAAAUCUGGUAGCUAGUUUAUUAGUCCGUGUUUUCUAUACUAUUUAGUUAAAGUUAAAACAUUUAUUGUAUAAAGGAUAAAAUCAUUUGCAUUGCAAACACAGCUACGCUAGCUUGAGUGAAUCAGACUCAGAGUUGCCUGGAUGAAAAGUACAGUAAAUACCAAUAUGAUCAAGGAAAACAGAUGGAACAUACCCCCAAAUGCCCCGGCGUGCAUGGAGAAGCAUUUGGACUCGGCGCAGUACAGGGCAGGUAAGCAAAGUCACAGCUAGUGAGUGAUGCAAGCCUUGUGUGAUAACGUAGCGCUUGACUUGUAAAAAGAGCUAGCUAGGUACCGCAGCACGUGGUGGUGUCGCGGAAUAAAGAGGUCUAAAUUACUGUUUUAUAAACCAGAUAACAUUAGAUAGCUUAUCACCUAUGUCUAUGAGUGGCUAUGGAUCUUGCAUCAUUAACAGCAAAAAUUACUGUGCCCCUGGCCCUAGCCUGAUAGCUAGCUAGCUGCUAAAACGAACUUGUCACUUAUAAUAUUUUUUAUUUAACUUUUAUUUAACUAGGCAAGUCAGUUAAGAAUAAAUUAUUAUUUACAAUGACGCCCUACCAAAAGGCCUCAUGUGGGGACAGGGGCUGGGAUUAAAAAUAAAAUAAAAAUAUAGGACUAAACACACAUCACGACAAGGGAGACACCACAACACUACAUAAAGAUACCUAAGACAACAGGCAAUGGUGCCUGUAUCAUUAGCUAGCUAUCUAGCUGCUCUUUUGUUAUUUGCUUUUAUUUAUUUACUUAACACUUUUCUAAAAUUGUACUUUUUCUUUAAAAAAACUACAUUGUUGGUUAAGGGCUUCUAAGUAAUCAUUUCACUGUAAUGUCUACACCUGUUGUAUUCGGUGCAUGUGGCAAAUAAAAUUUGAUUUGAUUCAGCUAUUGACAUUUCCCUAUUUUCUUCCCCUAGAUGGCACCCUGUUGCUGGGAGCCUCCAGUCUGACGGGCAGAUGCUGGCUGGGCUCCAUCUGGGUCUACAGUGACCCCAAGCAGUCUCCCAACGAGGGCUUCUGCAAGGCUGGUGUGCAGACAGAGGCUGGGGUCACAGAGGCAAAGUGGGUUUCAGAGAGGGGCGUCCUAGUUGCAUCUGACUCGGGUAAGUAGGAAUGACAGUUAUCGUUACUCAUGCAUAUUAUAUUCAGCUGUAAAUAAGGCUGUUCAACCAUGAGGGAUAAUCUGUUAAAGCACAAUGAUUACAUAUAAUUCAGGCCACAUUAUCACAUAGAUUACUUGGUAUACAACAGUGUGGGUGCAAUGGGGUUUGUCUGGGUGUUGUAGGUGCUGUUGAGCUGUGGGAGCUAGCGGAGGACGAGAGUCUGCUGGUGAAUCGGUUCACUAAACUCGAGCAUGAUCACAUCGUCACCAGCGUGAGCCCUGCUGGGUCAAACCACGCCGUCAGCGGCAGUAUGGACUGCCGGUCAGUAGGGGGCAUUCUCUGAUUGUGUGUUUGUGUUUGUCUCAUGCACAUCUUUUAUUUUGGAUUUGAUAACAUAACAGACCCUAGGCCCUAACAGACCCUAGGUCCUAGUGCAGGGUUCUUCAAUUCCGGUCCUGGAGGGCCGAAACACUUCUGUUUUUUAUUUCUACCUGGUAGUUAAUUGCACUCACCUGGUGUCCCAGGUCUGAAUUAGCCCCUGAUUAGAAGGAGAGGAUGAAAAACAGAGGUGUUUCGGCCCUCCAGGACCGGAAUUGAAGAACCCUGCCCUAGUGUAACCAGCCUGGCUGUGAGUCUGUUUUAACAGCUGCAGGUUAUGGAGUGUUUUGCAGCUUGGUAUGCUUUUCCUGGUGAAGAUUUAAUGUCAAUUGUAUGCUGUGAACAGCCUAUGUCUUGCUCAGUUCUUUCUCUUUUCUACAUGCUGCAGAAUCAAAGUCUGGGACCUUAGUCAGGGGGAGGUGGUCAGCACAUAUAACGGUAAGGAAACUCUACGUCUUUAUAUCUCUGUAUCUUGAGCUGCACAGUGACUCCACUCUUAAAAAGUGUCAGUUGCAGUGUUUCUCAUGUUUAUAUAGCCUGUCUAGUUAAUCAUUAGUCCAAACAGUUGCAGAAGGUUUUGCAACUAAAACUAGUUUCUAUUGGACAAAUUCAGCUAGGUCCUUAGGUUCUGUUUUUCUGUUUUAAGAAACGUUUUGCAACAGAAUCAGUGUAAUUCAUUGGUUCCUGAUCUGUCUCCUGUUCCACAGCUCACUCUAAGCCAGUCACUUGUGUAUCCUGCAAUCCAUCCGAUGACUCCCUCUUCCUCUCAUGUGGCCAGGUAAGAGCCAAGACUGAUUGGAGGGUUGUCUGUUUUAUUCAAUUGUUCAGUUCAGAAUGAUAAGUGUGGAUUGUAUAUUGUGUACUGUGCUAUAUGAAGCUAGAUACAGUAGAAGGUUGUAACUUACUGUACUGCAUGAAACUGUUAGUGCACUCAGUUUCCUCUCUCCAUUCCCCUUCCCUCAGGAUGGCCGUCUGUUGCUUUGGGACAGGAGGAAACCCACCAAACCAGCCUCUAGAUUAGGUGAGUAGAAUCCGUCUGAACUGCACAGUCAGCUAGGCAGCAGGGUUUUUCUCUGAGCCGAGAUGCAUAGACUUUUCAGUUGCCAAUGUAUUGACACCUGUGACGUUAAUCUUGGAUUGUCAGUGGGUCUUGUAGUUUUUCAGUAUUGGUCGAGGAGCAUAGUUUUUAAGGCUGCCUUUGGUUCUGUUGUCGACGUGUACAUCCAUUAGUAACCCAAUAUUAUAACAUUUAAUUCUGAUAACCGCAUGUCAGGUCACUGCAGUAGAAACUCACACCAACAUGUCCUUGAUAAUCAAUCAGGCUUGUUUCUAUAGUAUUUCCUAAGCAACUUUUUCCAGCGAUCCUCGUAAUUUCAAUAAAGCUGUGUUGGGACAAUUAUUGUGUACGUUUUGAAAACAUCCACACCUGAAAAGUUUCCAGACUUCUGCAGCACACCAACGUACCCAUUCACUCUGUUCAAAGUACACAUGCAAUGCAUGUGAAUAUCUAUUUUUGAAAGCAUGUACAUGGUCAGGUGUGGACAACCAUGUUGUUCAGUCAGUGCAUGUUGCUGUGGUAGGUGAUUUCCCAGCUGAUUUUGGAGAUUUGAUCUUGUCUCAGAGGUAGAGCCCAGCUGUUGCCCUACCUCAGUGGCCUGGCAUCCCCACCACAGGACCACAAUCGCCUACGGUAAGGACUAGCACUACAUUUACCAUGAUGCGUAGUGGUCCAAGCACAUCAUUGUUCUAAAAGAUUAAUCUUCCAGGCUUCAAUGAUAGAUAUUUGUUGAUUUAUUGUUGGUUCAGGUGACGAGCUAGGACGCGUGACUCUGAAAGACUUUCAGGGCACAGAGCCUGCCCAGACGCAGAGCACCCACAGCCGUAGGGUCUCCAGCCUAGCCUUCUCCACACACAGGUAAGCACCAGCUCACCUCACACACAUCUACAGCAGUAAGUGGUUUGUCAGAAUGAGCUAACACAAUGAUCUCUUACCUUCCACCACAGCGCCCCCUUGCUAGCCUCCAUCAGUGAUGACUGCUCCGUUGCUGUGAUGAACUCGGAGCUUAAGGAAACGUAAGUCUCAAUGUGUAUGGGCUUUUGUCUCUAGCUGAUCCUUUUGGCUUGUCAACUCAGAGCUAUGAAAUAAAAUAGUCCAAAUAGUAUAUGUACCCAGUCAUUCACCACUUAAUAAGGUGGCUCUGCUCCUCCUGUCCAGGUUGAGAGACAGGAGGCACCAGGACUUUGUUCGGGGUGUCUGCUGGGCCCCUGGCGGUUCUGACACACUUACCACAGUGGGCUGGGACCACCAGGUCCUCCACCAUAUCACGGGACAGGACGGACCCGCCACUGGAGACUCCACGUCCCCACCGUAGACCCAGCCUGGGUCAGGGGAUCGGGGAAGGGUGGUUGUGGAAGUAUGGGGUUUUGUAGGAGGUGGGGGAGAAUUUGAGGGGUUGGCAUGAGGGUAGUUGUCAAUACCCACCACACUGGAACAGGACAGUAUACUGAUGUUUUCCCAAUCCUAGUCUGAAAGUACCCAUGGCCAUGCAGGUUUUCUUUCCAACUGAUUUCUAAAUCAAUUAUGUGUAAAGGUAGAGUCAGCAAUGUACCAAGUAAAUCAGGACGUUUUUCUGCAACAACUAAGAGUAAGGCUAAACAUUGUAGCUUUUUUCGUCCCGCAGCUAUCACGUUGCAGCAGCUUGAAGCGCACCCGUGCACAUGCAAAAAAUGUUUGUGGCAGCAAAGUCUUGCACCACAUGUUUGCGGUUCAUCCUGUUGCUCGUAGCAAUGUCAUACGCUGAGUCUCAGUUUGAGGUGUAUUAGCCACUUGUAGGACAUUACCUGUGGUGUGCAGUUUGUUCUUGGGGAAAUUAACUAAGAAAUGGAUUGGGGUAGUUAACAUGUGGGUUACUUUAAGAUGUGUUUGGAAAUGCUGCCAAAGGAAAUGGGAAUCUUUAAUCUAACGAACCCAUCUGAUCACGUUUACAGUCCAACCCCAUGUAACCUUUGUUUAACCACCCGGGGUGCUGUAUUACGUGGCAUGUAAGCUAGUCUGAGAAGUGUAAGCCACUGGCUCUUUGGAUAAGAUUUACUAGUCAAUUAUACCGUUGCGCAUUCUGAUAUAACACUGUGGACUAGAAUGACCUGGUUAAAGUAGUGACCACACAAUAAAUGCCAUGAGCAAAGUGUUUUCCCAAUUUAUGUAAAUUUGAAAAGUCUGUAAAUCUUCACUGCAGGGCUUGUUUGGACCAGUGUGCUUCCAUUCCAUAUUCUCCCUCCUCUUCCUUGGCACUUUCUUUUGUGUAGAUGUUCUCAUCUCUCACUUGCACAUGUGUACCAGAAACAGAAAACACUGUCCUUAACUGUUUUCGUCCACACGAAGACAUUCCUUGGAUUGGAUUGUCUGGUACAUGUCUGGUGGUGCAUUUUAGAAGUCUGAGGAGUACAACUUAAAACUGACGUAAUCAACUUGUUUUUCCAUCCUUCAAUAAAGUUUGUGUCCGAAAAC